AUGCAGAACGACGAGGAGCCCAGUGGAGCUGCGGGGCUCAGUGGCCCGCCGGCCGCAGCUCCCCGGCGACCCAAGCCGGGAAUCCUGCGCCUGGACAUCGGCAAACCGCGACGCUCAUCAGGUGGUUCCGUCGACUUCCGCUGCGUGGGCAGCAGCAGCAGCAACGUGGCCACUGGCGCCAACAGUGAGAACAACUCGGGAGUCACCUCGCCCCAUCAACUAUCUGUGACCUGGGCACCGCCAUGCGACUUGGAUAGAGGUGGCUGGCAAAUGCAGAGCAGCGCCGAUGCCAAGAGGGAAUUCUACAAGGGACAACGGGGCAGGAGAGCUGCAUCACAGGAGGACCACAGAUCCUACGAACUGAACGAUUUCCCAUUGCAAAACCAAAGCAGCGACGCCGAGAGCAGCCACCACGAAGCCCACUUGGGGCAGUAUCCGCCAUCAGGAGUCGGAAUAACAGGAGGAAUCGAGGAUGGCGGCGGCGGCGACAUUGACGAUGAGGAGAGCUACACAAUUUCCGUAUCGGCAAUAAUGCAGAGACGUGCCAGUGUGCGCGGCUAUCGGGGCAAACGAGGCAGCCGGAGUUCGCGACGGGCAUCCAGUCCCAUGGAUCACGUGCUGGAUAGUGUGGAGCGGCGACGCUCCAGUGUCUAUACGACAAGUUCAGAGGAGGGCACCAAUCAGGAGUCCACGCAAGAGCAAAUCUUUGAGAACAUCCGCCUGCACAAGGAGGUCAUACAGUCGGUGAAGCUACAGCCAUGGCCCAUCCGCAAGAAGCUCAAGUUGGUUCGGCAGGCCAAAACAUAUGUGGCACGCCACGAGGGAGCGCUGCAGGAGCGAUUCGCCAUGUCACGCAGCACCAGAGACUUGUGGGCGAGGUUUAAAAUUUUAAUGGCGGCACGAUGGCGACACUGGAAACGGGAGACGACCAGCUUCCUCACCGUCCUCAUUCCCUGGGAGCUGCGCAUCAAGGAGAUCGAGUCGCACUUCGGCUCCGGCGUGGCCUCCUACUUUACAUUCCUGCGCUGGCUCAUGUGGGUCAACAUCAUGAUUGCCAUUCCGCUGGUCGCCUUUGUCAUUGGGCCCGAGUAUUUUGCCACCAAACACGGCGAAACGGAUCCCAGAAAAAGGAUGUCCGACCCCGAGGCUCGUGUGGCCGGCAAUCUUUUCACAUUCUGGGAGUUUGAGGGAUACCUGAAGUAUUCACCGAUGUUUUAUGGCUACUAUUCAAGCACAUCCGGCAUUAGCACGUCCGGAUAUAAGCUGCCCUUAGCCUAUUUCCUCACCGCCGUCCUGGUCUAUAUCUACAGCUUUGUGGCCACGCUGAGAAAAAUGGCGGAAAACUCGCGCAACUCGAAACUUUCCUCGAAGGACGACGAGUGCGUCUUCUCGUGGAAGCUCUUCACCGGCUGGGACUUUAUGAUUGGACACGCGGAAACGGCCCACAAUCGCAUCGCAUCCGUGGUCGUGGGCUUCAAGGAGGCCCUGCUGGAGGAGGCUGAGAAGAAGAAGGAUAAUCGCAACUGGCGGGUGAUACUGCAGAGGAUACUGGUCAAUAUCCUGGUGAUGGGACUGCUGGGUUUGUCGGGAGCGACGGUGGUGCUGCUGGUCAAUCACUCUGAGGACCUGGCCAAGCACGACAACUGGCUGAGUCGCAAUGCGGUGAACGUGACCAUGACCCUGCUCUCCUUCUUCCUGCCCAUGAUUUUCGAGGCCCUGGGAUUAUUCGAGAACUGGCAUCCUAGGCAGCAGCUGCGACUUCAAUUGGCUCGCAUUAUGAUCCUGAAUAUGUUGAAUUUGUACUCGCUGAUGUUCUCCUUCAUCUACAAGAUCAACAGCAAAGAGAAACCGCUGCAGGCGCUGAAAAUGGAGAACGAAACGAAUACCAUGGAGCUGAAGAAUCUGCUCAGUUCGAUUGAGGCUCUCAGGGCGAUGAGCCCCACGACCUCGCUUUAUAGCGAAAGUACAUCGGAUGGCCUGUUCGAUGACUCCGCCUCGAGUUCAUCGUGGGGCGAGGAUAGUGGAGGUCUCUUCUCGACCACAGCUGCUGCCACCUUAAUCGCCACCUCGAUGCAGCGACUCAAGUGCUACAACCGGACUAUGAAAUGCAAAAGAAUGUUCUUGGGCAACAUUAUCAGUGGCAAGAACUUGGCCACCGCGUUGUUGGUUCUUAAUGUCACCACACCAGCCAUGAUGCCAACAACGCUGCCCACAACAACACCCUCAACUUCGAGUACUUGGACAACCACGGAGGCAACCACCACUACUAUUGCUACUACAACUACACCUUGGACAACUUUACCGCCGACGACAACAACCACGGAGGCAACAACAACCACAACGACUGAAAGAGCCACUACAACCACAGAGGCUCCAACAACAACCACAUUGAUUAGCACCACUGUCAAUACAACUAUAGCACCAACUACCAGUAGUACAACUAUGAGUACAGCAGCAACCACUGCUAAAACCACCAUUUUGCCUUCGAGCAGCACCACAAAACUAACGACAACCACAACCACCGAAAAACCCCAGCCAGAGGACAACUUUUCCUACACCUCAGGCGACGAUGAGGGUUCCUACGACUAUGGCAGCGAUGCCACGUCAGAUGCCCCGGAAAACAAUAGCUACUCCGAUUUUACAGACUUCUCGUCGGAACCCUCGGACAUUGAAGAUUAUGAUGAACAGAGGAGUACUGAUCAGGCAGAAGAUCCAUUGGCCAAGGUUCUGGAGCAAGUGGAUGAAGAAGAAAAAGAGGAGUCGAAGAGCCGCAGGAAGAGAUCAUUGGGCGACUCACCCUUUUUCACCAGCAAAUACAGCAGACGACAUCGCAAUGAUUCCGCCGUUUCCAGUGGUCAACCGGGGGAAACCACGGAGGCGGUAAAUGCCAUUCCCAGUCGAUGGCCCCUGAAUUGGCCCUCUGUUAUCAGGCAAACCACACAGGGCACCACCAAAAGACCACUGAAUGGAAUUCUCAGCAAGGAGGAGUGGGAGAAACUCAGGCGACUGAGGAACAGGCAAUCCUCUACAACUACUUCUACUUCUACCACAACCACCAGAAGACCCAGAAGAAGAUACCGAACGACAACAGAGGCAACCAGCACCACCGAGGAGGAAACAUCCACAACGGAGGGAUCCACCGAAUCUUCCAGUUCGGAGAGCACCACAAAUCCCUAUGAAAGCAGUAGUAGCACCACCGAGGAAGAUGAGAGCUCUUCGACCACCGAGGAAGCUCCAAAGACACCCUACUACAUGGGCAUUAUGGAUGUGUCGGAGUUCAAGAGCACUACCUAUAUGGAUAGCGAUCAGCUGGAGGACUGUGUGGUAACCAUUUGUCCCACGGGCAAUAGUAUCUUUGGUAGCACCACCGAAAGUCCCGAUGGCACCACCCUGAGCAGCGACUCCAAGCAGCUAACCACCGUGAAACUCACUCCUUUAGAGCGGAAGCAGAAGCGACUGAAGGAAGUGCAGCUGGCGAUUAAGCAGAUACAAACCAAUCUGACUACCAUGUGCUGGGAGACCUCCUUGGGCCAGGAGCUCUCCAAAGUCAUCGUUUUCGACGGGCUGAUGUCCAUUGUGGCGCCGCUGUGCAUCGACUUUCUGCGCGCCCUCUUCGUGCGGUAUGUCAAUCAAAACUGGUGCUGGGACAUGGAGAAGACCUUUCCCCAGUACGGUGACUUCAAGAUAGCCGAGAACAUCCUGACGUUGAUUAAUAACCAGGGCCAAGUGUGGAUGGGCAUAUUCUUCUCGCCGGGCCUGGUGCUCAUCAACCUGGUCAAAUUGAUGAUCAUGAUGUACUUCCGUUCGUGGAUAGUGCUCACCUGCAAUGUGCCGCACGAGGUGGUAUUCAAGGCGUCCAAAUCGAACAACUUCUACCUAUCGCUGCUACUGACCAUGCUCUUCCUUUGCGUCCUGCCCGUGGGAUAUGCGAUCGUUUGGCUGCGUCCUUCCUGGCAUUGUGGUCCCUUUUCGGAGUACAACAGGAUAGCUGAGUUUAUCACCAACACCACCAGGAAUGCGCUGCCAAAACAACUCCACGAGCCGCUGGACUAUCUGACCUCCUCGAGCACUGUGAUUCCACUGCUCCUGCUGCUCAUCCUCAUCAUCUACUAUCUGGUCUCCCUGACUGGCGCUUUGCGAGAGGCCAACCAGGAUUUGCGCACCCAACUGCAGAAGGAACGCGAGGAGGAGCGCAAGAAGAUCUUCAAGGUACCGGAGGUCAAGCAGGCGGAACCGACGGCCACCACGCUGACAAAUCGGUGGCGCAAAGUUCUGGAGGCCAGCUCUCCGGUUACACCCACCCAACCGCCCGAUUUCGACACGGAGGAGUACAAAAAUCAGGCCCGCAAAGAGCUAAUCUCACGCAUCAUGAAGAAGGCGCUGCGCAAGGGAUCCGCCACCUCCGAUGAGGACUCCUUUGUGCGGCGGGAUGACGAUGACACGGACACCGAGCACCAGGACUCCCUGCCCCACGACGAGGAGGCCAAGGACAAGCGCUUCGGCCUGUCGCGAUUGCAGCAAAUCCGCCGCACCCGCAAACCCUCGCUCGUGGACAUCGUGCAGAUUGCCAAACAGGAGCGGGCACGGGCUGGUUCUAUAGUGGCCGGGACUAGCUCCUCGGCGAAUUUCCCUCUCAAGGAAACCCAUCCCAAGAGCCGCUUCAAAGUGGAGAAACACAGGGGCAGCGUGAAGGAAAAGGAAAAGGAGAAAAAGGACACCAAACACAAGCAGCCGCAGCAACAGCAACAGCCGCCUCCCUAUGAAUCGCCCAAGGACAAGGACAACGAACAUGAUCCGGAUACGAAUUCAAGGAUUGUCAGCGAACGCCGCGCCAGUUUGCUGAGGCGCCACAAGGAGCAGAAGGAUGAAGAGGGCGAGGUUGAGGAAUCACCAGAAACACCACAAACACCCAACAUGCCAGUUGAGUCAGUGGAACCGAAUGCCGAGGAAUCCACACCCGUAACCCCCAAAUUCCACAUAGUUGAUGAAAAGAAGGAAGAUAAACCCUCACCGACAAAUAAAGAAAGUGGUGGUGGUGGAAGUUUGGGCAAGUUCAAGUUCCGCAAGCACAAAUUCAAGUCAAAUAAUCCCGAAGUGUUCAAGUUCGAUGAGCGAAGUGUGGAGAGGAGCUCGGAUGUGCCUGCCCCUCCAGCCCCGGAGCACCUGACCAGCGAGCUAUCUGGAGGUGAGCAGGAGCAGGAGCGGAGUCUGCCCUCGCCCACGCCCAGUCAGGGUCACCAGGGUCAGGGUCAGGGUCACCACCAGCGGCAAUUGUCGGUGCUGUCUCGACAGGGUCGCAAGAAGAUCGGCAACCUGUUGGCCUUGGUUCGCGAAGCAGUCAAUCUCAAGAAGGACGAACCGGAGCAGCCUGGCUCGGAUGAGUCACCGGGUCCGACGACGCCCACCUAUUUGGCCUACACGCCGCCACCGCCGCCCUCAGUAUUGUCCAGUGUGUCCAGCUCCACGGCCCUGGAAAUGCCACCCACCCCGGAACCGGAGUCUCCGACUCCCAGUGCUCCACUGCAUUUUGGCAGCAGCACUUCCUCAUCUCGUCCGCCGACUAAACCACCCAAGCCUCCCAAAGUUCCUUCCACUGGCGGCACUGCUCCAACGGCCACCGUGGACGAUGACCUGGAGGAACUGGACACGGCCGGUCCCAUUACCUUUCCCAAACGCAGCGAUUCCCAUCGACGCCGCACGAUGCGACAGGAUUCGCAGAGCUCCAUUUGGUCGGAUAAUAUACCCACCAUCACGAUCAGCACCACCGGCAGCGAUGAGUGCAUUGUGGAUGCAGCUGCUCCACCAAAUGGACUGCCCGAAUCGCGAAGUACCUCGCCGGAACCCGCGGUCAACAUAAUUAAGAUCGACAUCGAGAAGGAGCAGGAGUAA
Drosophila takahashii is the source of this 5889-nucleotide messenger RNA. It is a transcript of the gene Tmc, whose product is annotated as Transmembrane channel-like. The record is from RefSeq and is a predicted model, not a curated record. Gene Ontology annotation, cellular component: plasma membrane. Lineage: Eukaryota; Metazoa; Arthropoda; Insecta; Diptera; Drosophilidae. Gene Ontology annotation, molecular function: mechanosensitive monoatomic ion channel activity.